This is a messenger RNA of Haemonchus placei, 153 nucleotides long. NCBI's taxonomy places the organism in Eukaryota, Metazoa, Nematoda, Chromadorea, Rhabditida, Trichostrongylidae. The record is from the annotation of a GenBank genome assembly.
AUGGCUUCGCGACUAGAGAGAGCUAUUCGUAUGCGUCCUUCCCCCCUUACCACUGAGCAGAAAGCUAACUUCUUGAUAGGGCACUCAGACGGAGUGGCUCGCGAGAAAGUAGAAGAGCUCGCUGAGAGCGCAGGUAGGAUUUUGAUUCAGUAG